Malassezia globosa CBS 7966 is the source of this 798-nucleotide messenger RNA. RefSeq lists its product as uncharacterized. Lineage: Eukaryota; Fungi; Basidiomycota; Malasseziomycetes; Malasseziales; Malasseziaceae. The transcript is spliced from 2 exons. Gene Ontology annotation, molecular function: oxidoreductase activity, acting on NAD(P)H, oxygen as acceptor. The record is from RefSeq and is a predicted model, not a curated record. Bases 1 to 798 code for a protein of 265 amino acids. Gene Ontology annotation, cellular component: intracellular anatomical structure.
AUGACGGACAAAAAAGUGGUACUAGUAACCGGAGCGAGUCGCGGUAUUGGACUUGCAGCCGUUCGUCGGCUCGUUUAUGGCACGCCUUCCAUCCCUGCCAGCAGGGUCGUAACGCUGUCGCGCACGCUCACAGAGGACCUUGCGGCAUUGGCACGUGAGAAGCCAGACGACCUUGUGACCGUGCAAGGCGACGUCACGAGCGAAAAAGACAAUUUGUCUGCGCGAGAUGAGGCACUGAAGCGCUGGGGUAGGCUUGAUGCACUUAUUCUGAAUGCGGGUAUUGUUGAUCAUCAAAUGUGUGCGGACUUGACGCCGGAGCGAUUCCUGCAUGUGCUCAAUGUGAACACAGUAUCCCUGGCUCUCACAGUGCGUAUUGCACUUCCAGAGCUUCGUAAAUCGCAUGGAUCUGUUGUCUUUGUGAGCAGCGGUUCAGCAACGAGCAACUACUCCUCAUGGGCUGCGUACAAUGCCUCAAAAGCUGCUAUGAAUGCAUAUGCGCGAACGCUCGCAAAUGAGGAGUCGGACAUUGCAUGUUUCUCUAUCCGACCCGGUGUCGUGGAUACUGACAUGCAAGUACUGAUUCGAUCGACAGACCAAAUGCCUUCGGCACAGCAUGCCAAAUUCCUUGGUCUACACAAGGAAGGCAAACUGGUCCCAGCAGACAAGCCGGCUCAGGUUCUUGCAGCCCUGGCAACCAAGGGCACUCGUUCGUCACCGACGCUUCCAGACGGCACGCAUCCCGGGGCAUUGGGUGCAUUCAUGUCGUGGGACGACCCGGUGUGCCAAGACCUUGUGUAG